ACCCGCAACAACAAACCAACAGCACUGCCCCACACAGUAACAACAACUAUUCAAUAGAAUGCCUCGUUUAGAAGAAUCUGAAAUUCAAAAGUAUUGGCAAAUCUUCCAAGGAUUAAAGCCCGUGGAUAACAAAGUCACUGGUGAUAAGGUGGCACCAGUGUUGAAGAAUUCAAGAUUAGGCGAUUCACAAUUGUCCAAGAUUUGGGAAUUAAGUGACAUUGAUAAUGAUGGGAAGUUGGAUUUCGAAGAGUUCUGUAUUACUAUGAGAUUAAUUUUUGAUUUGGUUAAUGGAUCAAUUGACGAUGUUCCUGCCGAGUUACCUUCUUGGUUGAUUCCUUCCUCUAAGGCAGCCCUUAUUCAAGCCAAUAAAGCAGUUAAUAGCAGCAACCUUGGUAUUGAUUAUGAUGAUGACGAUGAAGAGGGAUUAAGAGACGAUUUUGACUGGUAUAUUUCCCCUACUGACAAAGCCACUUAUGAAACAAUUUAUAAUUCAAAUAGUGAUUCCUACGGACGUAUCAGAUUUGAAUCUUUGAAUUCCUUAUAUGCCACAUUACAAAAAGUCCCCACCAGUGAUAUUUCAUCUGCUUGGAAUUUGGUCAAUCCUAAAUCGUUUGAGACUAUCGAUAAGGAUCAAACUUUGGUUUUCUUGCAUAUUUUAAAUCAACGAGAAGCAGGCAAGAGAAUACCUCGUGGUGUUCCUGCAAGUUUACGAGCAACUUUCUCCAAGGAAGUUCCAAACUACGAUUUGAGUGCUCAAUCCCAACCUAGACAAACUACUUCAACCCAAGCGUCAAAGAGAUCCUUUGCUGAAAGUUAUCUUAACAAGAUUGGUCAAGGCUCUUCAAUAAGAGAACGCGGAACUGAUUUCUCAGCUACCGAAGGUACUGAUUGGGAAGAAGUUAGAUUAAGACGAGAGUUGGCUGAUUUGGAAAAGUUAUUAGACAAAGUCCAAACAGGAGCUAAAUCUGAAGCCAAAGAAAAAGAAGACUACAUAUUGAUAAAAUAUGAAUAUGAGCAAUUAUUGAAAUAUAAACAAGAUAAAUUGAACUCAGUAAAGACAAAUGGCCAACAAAACGAUUUAUCUCAAGUUAAGAACGAUAUUGAAGAUAUUCAAACCCAAGUGAAUAGCUUAGAAGAAUUCUUGGCUUCAAAGAAACAAGAGUUGACACAAUUGAAUCAAGAAAUUGAGGCGUUAAAGUAGAAUUGGAUUAUGUGUAUAAAUUAUACAUGAUAUAUAGAAUGAAAAGAUAAAAGACGACUUAUACUUACUUCUUUUGUUCACCUUCCUUUUCUGGUUCAGGUUGUGGAGUUGGCAAUUUAAAGGCUUCUGGGGUGAAAUCCUUACCUUCACCAACAGGUUCCCAAACGGAAGCACCAACGGUGAAGUUUCUCCAAGCUUGAGUUAAUUCUAAUGGUUCAUAAAUAAUUCUCUUCUUUUCUUCAUCGUAUCUUAUUUCAGUGUACCCAGUAGUUGGGAAGUCUUUUCUUAAAGGAUGACCUUCAAACCCGUAAUCGGUCAUAAUUCUUCUUAAAUCUGGGUGACCUUCGAAGAAAACCCCGAACAAAUCAUAGGUUUCUCUUUCGUACCAAUUAGCACCUUGGAAAAUUGGGACAACGGAAGGAACAGGACUAGUUUCACUAGCAUAAGUCUUGACUCUGAUUCUGGAAUUGUGUCUGACAGAUAAUAAAUUAUAAACCACAUCGAAUCUGUUGGUUCUUGAAGGAUAGUCAGCAGCAGUGACAUCCAUACAUGAUUUGAAUUGAGCAGCAGUAUGAUUCUUCAAGAAGAUCAUAACUGGUCUAAGAGCAGAUGGAGCAACGUAAAUGGUCAAUUCAUCCUUCCAAACAGAGAAUUGUUGUACGAAUUUAGGUAAACAUGUAAUAAGAUAAGUUCCGAACUUGUGUAACUCUUCAAUUUGUUCCUUGUACUUUUCAGUUGGGUUAACCAAUGGGACAUAGUUUUCACCUACUGGCUUCUUUCUUGGCAAGUUAUUUAAAAAUGGCAAGUCAUCAGUAGUGUUAUGACGAAUGGCAGUGGUUGCAAAGGAUCUUGUAGCAGAUGCAGUUAUUAAUCUUGGUGUUUGUUGGAGUGCUUUCCUUAACACUUGUGUAGAUUUUGAAGAUAUCAUGAUGGAAGUUUAAAUAUGAAAAAAAAAAUAUGUAUAUGCUAGAAUUCAAUUGUUUGACUUUAGAAAGAAACUCCGAUUAUGAAAUGUCUCUUGUUAUAGUUUCUAUAUUCUUGAAAGUCUCGUUCAAAUCCACCGUUAGCUGAAGUAAACUCAAUCUCUA
Spathaspora passalidarum NRRL Y-27907 is the source of this 2289-nucleotide messenger RNA. It is a transcript of the gene END3, whose product is annotated as End3p. Gene Ontology annotation, molecular function: protein binding; calcium ion binding. Gene Ontology annotation, cellular component: mating projection tip; actin cortical patch; nucleus. The record is from RefSeq and is a predicted model, not a curated record. Gene Ontology annotation, biological process: endosomal transport; actin filament organization; actin cortical patch assembly. The annotation marks the transcript as partial. Lineage: Eukaryota; Fungi; Ascomycota; Pichiomycetes; Serinales; Debaryomycetaceae. The transcript has a single exon.